Caenorhabditis remanei is the source of this 1866-nucleotide messenger RNA. RefSeq lists its product as uncharacterized. Bases 1 to 1866 code for a protein of 621 amino acids. The transcript has 9 exons. The record is from RefSeq and is a predicted model, not a curated record. Gene Ontology annotation, biological process: protein phosphorylation. Gene Ontology annotation, molecular function: ATP binding; diacylglycerol-dependent serine/threonine kinase activity. Lineage: Eukaryota; Metazoa; Nematoda; Chromadorea; Rhabditida; Rhabditidae.
AUGAGUUUCGAUUGUUUGGUUUACGAUGAAUACGCGACGUCGUCGUCUUCAAAUUCACGAAAUGGUUCAAAGACCAAAGUGAAAAAGAAGAAUAGUUGGGGAUUCUGGGGGAAACAAGAUAGUACCACCAGUAGUUCUGUUCAGGAUAUCCACGUUCAUAAUAAGGCUCGAGUGUUCAAAGAGCGAACAAAUGCUUUCAAUGACCGACAGAGACGUGGUGCUAUGCGACGAAAAAUUCAUGAAGUCACCGGACAUAAAUUUAUGGCAUUAUUCUUGCGUCAGCCAACAUUCUGUGCUCAUUGUAAAGAAUUCAUUUGGGGAAUUGGAAAACAAGGAUAUCAGUGUCAAAUUUGUACCGUAGUCGUUCACAAGCGAUGCCACGAAGAUGUAGUGUGGAAAUGUCCUGGAAACAAAGCUGAUGCAGUUGAAGAACUCGGAAAAGAGAUUCAAGAAACUGGCGCUGGUCGUUUCAACAUUAACAUGCCGCAUCGUUUCUCAGUACAUUCAUACAAAAGGCCAACAUUCUGUGAUCACUGCGGAUCUAUGCUCUACGGACUUAUCAACCAAGGACUUCAGUGUUCAACGUGCAAAUUGAAUGUUCACAAAAGAUGCCAACGAAAUGUCGCUAACAACUGUGGAAUCAAUGCAAAACAAAUGGCCGCAGAGUUAGCACAACUUGGACUUACCGGUGACAAAAUGAGCAUUCGAUCGAAGAAAAAGCCAUCAAUCAUGACUGACACAAGCACUGAUGUAUCUGGAUCGUCAACUUCCGAUAACUCGGGUUAUUUACAACAAAUUAGUGAAGAUGAUUCUGGAACAACGUCAUCAUCAAGAGGCUCGAAGGUUCCUGGUGGCACCCUAUCUAUUCAUGAUUUCACUUUUAUGAAAGUACUUGGAAAAGGAUCUUUCGGUAAAGUAAUGUUAGCUGAAAGGAAAGGAACUGAUGAAGUUUAUGCUAUCAAGAUUCUGAAAAAGGAUGUGAUAGUACAAGAUGAUGACGUGGAAUGCACAAUGUGUGAAAAGAGAAUUCUAUCGUUAGCAGCGAAACAUCCAUUCUUGACAGCACUGCAUAGCUCAUUCCAAACUCCCGAUCGUCUAUUCUUUGUGAUGGAGUAUGUAAAUGGUGGUGACUUGAUGUUCCAAAUCCAAAGAGCUCGAAAAUUCGAUGAAAGUCGAGCUAGGUUCUACGCUGCUGAAGUAACUUGUGCUCUACAAUUUUUACAUAGAAAUGAUGUUAUUUACCGAGAUCUGAAACUGGAUAACAUUCUUCUCGAUGCUGAAGGUCACUGUAGACUUGCUGAUUUCGGAAUGUGUAAAGAAGGAAUCAACAAAGAUACACUGACGAGUACAUUCUGUGGAACACCUGACUACAUUGCACCUGAAAUUCUACAAGAAAUGGAAUACGGUGUAUCGGUUGAUUGGUGGGCUCUUGGAGUACUAAUGUAUGAAAUGAUGGCUGGACAACCUCCAUUCGAAGCCGAUAAUGAAGAUGAUCUAUUCGAAGCAAUUCUCAAUGAUGACGUGUUAUAUCCGGUGUGGCUCUCGAAAGAAGCUGUCAACAUUCUGAAAGCGUUCAUGACGAAGAAUGCGAGCAAACGACUCGGAUGUGUUGUGUCGCAAGGUGGUGAAGAUGCUAUUCGAGCACACCCAUUCUUCCGUGAAAUUGAUUGGGAUGCGUUAGAAUCGAGACAAGUGAAACCGCCAUUCAAACCGAAGAUUAAAUCAAAACGCGAUGCCAACAACUUUGACAGUGAUUUCACGAAAGAAGAACCCGUCCUGACGCCGAGUGAUCCAGCAGUGGUUCGUGCGAUCAAUCAAGAAGAAUUCCGCGGUUUCUCCUUCAUCAAUCCGCAUUUCACAUACUAA